UCAUUGAUUAACAUGACUUUACAAGUACUCCGCACGACGUACGUGAGCGGGGCGGAACGCUGGUGGAGGAUGUGAAAUCUGGGGGUGACAUAGCUUCUUGGACUAAACUUUGUUAGGAGCUUGAAGCCCUUACUGGCAAGUUUCCACAGUCUAUAUUCACAAACAUGGCAGCCACACCUCAAGGUCCCAUGGUCCGCCGGCCAUUGGCGUUCACAAAUGAGGAGCGGAAGGCUGUCCACUCCUGGUCCCGCAUCUCGUCAGCCGGGCAAAAUGUCCUUCUGGAUGCUCUGAAGAUCCUUAGCCCCAUGUCUAGAGACCUCUCGAGCACCGAGGAGCUGGUGACUUUCCUCCAGGAGCUGAGUGAGGAAGGUCACAAGCCCACCAUCCUGCGGAGCAAAGAUGUUUACUGCUACCGCUCCUGCACAAGCCUUCCCAUGACUGAAGAAAUGCUCAAGUUGGUCAACAAGAAUGUUAGACCCACUGCUAAGAAGAGGAAGAGGAGGCCUCAGGUCAAGAAGCGGGAGGUGCACCCAUCCUGGAACACCACUGAGAGGAGCAACCCAAGGAUUCAAGGGAUUCGGCCUCCAGAGAUGCUGAUGGACCAUCAUGCCAUUGUCUGCAGCAGGACACCCAUGCAAACUGUAGAAAUGUUAGAGGCUGACAUCCAGCCGUGCCUCAGACUGACCAGUAUCCAAGGUCUGUCUGGCUUCCACACGGCCAGACUCCAGAUCCAAACUGUUUGGGAAUCCGAGAUGCCCGCCGUUACCUUUUCACCGCAGACGCACCCGAUGACACUAUCAGGAAUACCCUCUCAGCCUUCUCAGAACGGCGGUGGGGCACCCACUAAAGCCGUGGCCUUGUUCAGCCAGAAGAGUCUGUCCUGUCCGAUCCGACUGGAUGGCGCUCUCAUAGGGGAUUCGGCUCCGGUCUUCUAUGCUAACGGUCGGGGGUUCUCACAGACUCACACAGAAUUGACCAGCAACGGCUGGAGGGGUAACUGUCUCCACCAAGAAGUCCCUGGAUCCAAGGGAAUAACUGGCUCUGCGAGGCAAAGGAAUAGCUGGAAGGACAAGAAAGAUUUAAGGCGGAAAGUUAUAAAAGUGGAUGACUCUCGGUCCGUAGCCGAGGCCUGCAGGAAAGCGCAAAAGAUUCUGCAGGUCAACCUUUCUCCAGUGAUUCAGAUCCAACCUCUCAACCAUGUGCUGAGAGACUUCAGAUUUCAGAAGAAUUAAAAAAAAAACAACCCAAAACUCUCUGUCCUUAGCAGAUUUUAGUUUUUUUCCAUUUGUCGGCCUCUGCGCUGCCGGGGGCCGUGUUCAUAGCAGAUAUCUUAAAAGUGGUUAUGCCAGGUGUUGGGCUCACGAUAGGAGUUUCUGGAACUUGUGGAUCCUAACAGAAGCAUCUGACGUACAGUUUGCUUGGAAAAGCCCCGUCUGUCGUCCCUGAGGUGGUACAUGUUCACUGUGUUUAGUCGAUGCCACAAUCUAACGGAAACCUCCAGUCAUCCAGCUGCUCAUUUGGACACGACGUCCGCAGAUAUAGGUCAGUCUCCUGCCCUUUAAGGUGUUGAGUACGGACCACUGUUGUGAAAAUAUUUAAACUCAAUUAAACGGAACCGCAUUUUGUUAGAAAUGUAAGUAUUUUUCACUUUUUUGCCGCUCUGCUCUUUUCCCUUGAAAGAAAGAAAAAUGAAGUCUUGUUUUUUUUUUUUUUUUACUGAAUUUCAACUAGAAGGGGGGAAAUAUUUAGUUUCUGUUUUUAAUUAGUUUUUUUUUUAUUAUUUUCAAUCUUUGAGAGGUAGUACAGGUUUGAGGGCCGCAGAAACGUAAAUUAGAUGUUAAGUUAUUCACAAAGUGUUCCUUUGGUUGACUGAGAAAUACAUUGUAUAUUAAAUGUUACUGCAGGGAAUAUUUGACUCUUAGUUACAAAACUUAAAGAAAUUAUUCUUGAAAAAAAAAAA
Messenger RNA from Cyprinodon variegatus (sheepshead minnow), 1960 nucleotides. It is a transcript of the gene ccdc71, whose product is annotated as coiled-coil domain containing 71. Bases 165 to 1232 code for a protein of 355 amino acids. NCBI's taxonomy places the organism in Eukaryota, Metazoa, Chordata, Actinopteri, Cyprinodontiformes, Cyprinodontidae. The transcript has 2 exons. The record is from RefSeq and is a predicted model, not a curated record.